GACAUUUGAAAUAGGAAUGUAAACAGACGCGCAGCCUUGAUUUGACAGAACGGGAAAUGAAACAUUAUCAAUAUCAUAUUUGGUGUUCGUGGUGAGUUUGAAGUUUUAGCUAGAUUAUAUUUUUCGUAAACUAUGCUGUAGAUUUCGAUUUUGUUAUUGUUUGCGUCAAGCGCUUCAUUAAUCAAAUGAAACUAUAGACGGAAAAAUAUAUUUCUUUUUCAUGAAUGUGUGGGACUGCGCUGUCAGCUGUCGCUGGCUAGUGCUAGCGGCUGCGCUGCGAUCCCGCUGGCGAUGCGCUGCUCAGCUCAGCCAGCAUCAGCGCAUUUGUCCCUGGUCUGGAGCUGGACGGUGUGAAUGACAUUUUGGCAGAUGAGAUUUGUAACUAAUGUACUUGAACGAUAGACUAGGCUAGGGUGCCAGUGCACUAUCGCACCUGGCGAUGUUAGCUAGUAAAAGUUUUAUUUUUAUUUAUUUUAUCACCUCAAUUUUUGUCAAAAUUUAUUGCCGAGGCCGAAUUGGCGAAUAUAAUUUUUUUUUAUAAAUAAAUGUCAAUGAAUGAGAGUUGGAUCGCGCGUGCUUAGACAGCUGGCAGCCGUCUGUUUCGAGGAGUUUUUUUUACUUUUUUUUUUUUUAAAUUUCUCCUCGUACACAGACGGCUCGCUAGCGUGCAGCCACCAUUAGGGGACUUGCAAUGCAAAAUCCCCCCGUCGGGGCUCUUCAAUUUUUGUCUUUAAUGAAUAAAAAUUUUGAAAAUUAACGCGACCAAAAUGCAAAUUAAUAUUCCCUCUUGGCAUUAAUUGCCAAAAAACGGAGAAAAAUCAAGUUAAAAGGAAAAAAAAACAGUGACUUACCUCGGCUGUCGCGCAAAUUCACUUCCCCGUUUUAUCCGAUCUUAAGUACAUAAACAUAUGGCCAUUGAGUCCCCUGUACAGAUCGCGCUAGAACUUCGGUCUCUGUAUUUGGUGAGUGAAGCCAACGGAGUUCAGCUGAACAACCAACAUAACAGAGACCGAAGCUUUUGGUCUAGCGCGUGCUGUGAUGCCACUUCUGCUGGCGUCCACAGCACACGACUUCCAUGGUUUGAUUUUUCUGUGCGCGGCGGCAUGUAAUGAACCCUUGAGUGAUGAUAGCCAGAUAGUAGGUACGUGACAAUCCGCGCUUCCGCUGGUUAUUUCUUGCACCGCGCUACCGUUUCGCCUCUUGUUCGAGUGCACAGUGCAUGUCUCUGCUUAAAUCGCUGUAGCGGUGCUAUUUUUAGACCUUACAUCAUGAAUGGGGUAUCGAUCAAGAGAUCGGGAUUCACACUUGAUAUCGCAUCUUAAUUUUUUUCCGUACGAUGAACAAGGACUGAGAUACGACCAUCAAAAGAUUGGAGACGGAUUCGAUGCCUUGAAUUUCAACAAAAGAAGGUAUGUAUAGUUUUGAAUGUUAUAUAUCUACAUAGAAUAUUUAUUUAAUUACCUGCAUAUGAAAUAUCUAAGUGAUUUGAUUACCGAAACAAUGUUUUUUAGCUCCGAAACUUGCUGUAUGUGCCAAGCAAAAAUUGGCUGCAUGACCGCGCGCGCAUUAUAGGCAUCCUGGCGAGUUUUCACGGGGCUGCGCUGGCCUAGUAUGUGGCUGCCAGGUGUGCUAGUGCGCUGAUCUUGCUGCUCGCUGAAGUGGGGUUUAUUGUUUGUUUACCAAAUUAACUGCUCUUUUCUUUCGUGUUUUGGAUUAAUAUAACUGCAUUCAAAGAUAUUGGGGGGAGGGCAACUCUCCAAAUUUAUUUUGAAAAAGAAAGCUGGGCAGAUUGAGGCUUAAUCAGUGUGAGUGUGUGAACAUGGUGAAUUGGCUCCCCAGGACUACGAGGCAGGACCCAUUCCCCUUCUUUUAAAAAGGAUUAUUUUUUAAUAGCUUCUUCCAUAUUCUUUAUUUUCUCAUUUCUUUUCUAUUUUUUCUUUUCCUUUUUUAAAAUUUUCACUUCUUUUUUUUUAAUGUUCUUUUGUUUAUUUUUUUUUCAUAUUUCCCCUUUAGGUUUUCUUUUAUUUUUUGUUUCUUUUUACCCUUGUUUAAAUUUUCUUUCUGUUUUUCUUUUCCCCAGUUUUGUUCCCCUGUUUUGUUCCCCUCCCUCUUUAAACCCAAUCUUUAAUCAUAUUAAUAAUGAUUAAUGAUAAUGAUACUAUCAUCACACUCUAUUUAUUUAUUGUUUCUUUCUUCAUAGAACAGAUCAUGCCACCAAAAAAGAAGAGAGUUGCAACAAGUUUUCCACAGAAGACUGGAAAAAAAAGAAAGUAUCUUGAUGACAACUUUGAUGAGCUACCCAUUGAUCCAAAGAAUCUCAGAAAUGGACACAUUUUGCUACUGUACCUAAAAAAUGGAAAGUCCCCAACAGCAACAAACAAAUUCAUCAUGGAGAAAUAUUCCUGUAAAUGUGCCAGAAACCAGUUGCUAAAAAUUUUGAAUCACAAUGCCAAAUUUUCGGACAGCACUUCAGAGCAUGUUAUGAAAAGAUACCAAGCCUUUUGCCAAGAGAUUUUUCCAUCGCCAGAUGGCCCAGGAGAUAGCAAUCCAGAACCUUCAAGUGCAAGUGGCUCCAGCAAAACACCCUCAACUGCAACUCAACCAGAAGGAUCACCAGAUUCCAGUAACUUCAUCAGUAGCCUUCCCACAGUAACCCCCAAAACAUCACAGUCUUCUGACAAAUUGAGUUCUUCAACGGGUAUGCGUUCUUCUAAACGGAAACAACCAUUGACACCAAUGAAAAUUCAACUGAAAAGAAGAUUAAACUUUCAAGUAGAGUCAAAAUGUGCCAUGAAAGAAGGAUAUAAGAAGAAGGUGCAGAAAUUAAGAUCAGCCAUUAACUUUCAGAACAUCCAUAAAAUCAAAUACUUGAAUCAAGAUAUUGCACGAAAACAAAACAUAAUUGCAAAGAAAGAUGCAAAAAUAAAAGAAUUGAAAUCUCAGUUGUCAAAUUCAUUUGUAGCUGAACAGCUAAAUGAAAAGAAGAAAAGGGCAAAAAGUAAGAGACAAAAUAAAAAGCGUACUGCAAAGGAAAAAUCAAUGGCUAAAAAUGGAACUAUAGAAAAACAAAGGGCUGAGAUAAAUGAAUUGAAAAAGAAACUUAGUGAGGCAAACACUACAAAUAAACAAUUAGAAGAUGAAAACUUGACACUAAAGGACACCAUUGAAAGCACUUUUAAUGGUAACUGCUCCUUUCAAAAAGAAGGGAAAACAUAUUCGGAUGAAACAAGAAUGUUUGUUUAUGAUGCAAUUGUCAACAAUGUUCCCACGGGAAACAUCCCCAAACUACUCAUGCAAUUUGGAAAGAGAGCUGGAAUAGAAAUUGAGGAUGUUCCACACAGAAAUACGAUUGAAUUAAUGGCCCGUGAACUUGGGGUCGUGUCAGAUAUAAUGAGUGCGGAAGUAUUAGUAGAGCAGGAGAACAUCACCUUGGGGUUUGAUGCCACCACACAAGAGGGGGUUCAUGUGAACAGUGUUCAUUUCACAACUAAUGACAAGGCGUACAUUGUUGCUGUCGACCAGUUGCCAGGGGGCACAGCGGAGGACUAUUUCUUGCACAUAAGCCAGACUAUUGACAGUUUGACAGAUACUUAUUGUUUGUAUUACAGUACAGACUUCACAGCAACACGAGACAAAAUUAUUCGUAACAUAUCCAAUACAAUGACAGAUAGGGCCGCCGUCAAUCAUGCAACAAUAAAUCUAUUAGAACUUGAUUGGGGCAAGAAACUGAAUGAAUUAAACUGUCACUUGCAUCCGCUUGACACUAUCGCAAGUUCUGUUCGUACCUCUCUUAAAGCAACCGAGCCUGAAGGGCCAGUUAAAAAACUGUAUGGAUCAGAUUGCAUAGCACACCAGUGUAUUCUCAGUUUCAAUAAAAUGAGGUACAAAGACGGAAAGGGAGAUCCAAAGGGUUUCGUCAAUGCACUUGAGGGUCAUGGCCUACCAAAAGGUUUACUACCUCGUUAUCGUGGUAAUCGGCUUCAUGUUAUGUUCGACAUAAGCGGAAAACUUGUUGAGCAUGAAGAGUUUUUCAUAAAACUUCUCACUGAAGGCACUGUGUCAUGUGGAGGUUUGCAAACUUCCCUUCUGCAUGAUUACAUGCUACCAGUUGCCAAGGUGGAGUUUCAGGUAUUAGGACUCCUUGGGAAGGUCCUAACCGGGCCCUGGAUGACGAAGUUUUACACCAGCUCGGACUCGGACAUCAGCCAUGUGGAUGGUAUUGGCAUCGUCAAAAGGGUUGUUGAUGUCAUUAAAGCUUCAACGCCGGAAGAUAUGUUGACAACGACCAAGAAUUUCUUUGGGGAAAGCCUGUCACCCACUGACAAGACAAUUACCUCCUUGCAGAAACCCCCAGCUGAUGAUGAUCUCUUCACAUCGAUGAUGACAGCCUCUUUAGAGAAGAUAGUGCAAGUUCUAGAGAGACAAUACUCCAAAUACUUUCAAACUGAUAUCACUGAAACCUUCUGUGCUGAAACCGAAUCGGCGAGGUGUCACAAUAUUGAUGCGGAGUGUGUAAUGGGCAUGUUUAGUGCUGCUACUGAUCAUGCUCCUAAUGCCACAAUGUCCUUCUUGUCAGCAACAAUCAAGGGCCGUAAGAACCAUGUAGUGGAUUACUUGGAUGACCUGGAAGUGGAAAAGAGGAAGAAACUUAUCAAAAUUGCAACAACACAUGGAAGAAAGGAUACAGUAAAAAAGAGGAAGAAAGCUGUUGAAAUAAGGGAAGAAAUUUCCAAUAGAAUGAAGAAGAAAGUGCAAAAGAAGAGGUCGCUGGAACGAAACAAGCUUGAAAGAAAGAUCAAGCAGUGUGAUAUAUCAAGUAUUGCUACUACAUUUAGUGACUUGGAUAAAGAAAUCCAAACCCAACUUAAAGACCUAUUAAGUGGAAAGUUGGUUGGUCAUCAGAUAUGCCACGUAUGGUAUGACGAAGAAACUCAUUGCAAAACAUUAUAUAGGGGUAAACUUGAAAAGUUCAUGAAGAAAGGCACUUACCGCAUCGGAUAUUGGGCAGACCUUAAUGAAUCAUACGAGGAAGAUGCAGUUGACUAUGAUAUUCCAGCAGCAGCCCUAGCUGCUGACUUGAUAUGUCAGGAUUUAACCAUGUCUUAGGUAGGUCCGUAGUCGAGGCCGGCCGUUCCGAGUCACAAGGCCGCUGUCAAAAUAUUUUUCCCAUAGACUUUGUAAACGUGACUCGGUCAGAGGCCAAGGCCGGCAAAAUUCGGCCUUGCUGGCCUUGAGGCGGAUCUCGACUACAUAUGUACAUCCCUGCUAAUCAAUCAUUAAUUAAAGUAUAUCAAAUUGCUUAUAUUCCUUUAAGAAAAUACAUGCACAUGAUCUUUAUUUUAUCAAAAUAUGUUGAGCAAUACAGAUUUUGGAGCAAAUUUUUGCCCCUUUUUUGGGCGGGAAUGCUUUAUAAUGGUUUAACAGUUACAUGUUUGUUAAUUUAUUUAAUUAAUAAUUAAUCUAUUGAUAGGUUAAUUUUAGACAAGUUUAUGAUCACUUUUAUCCCUGAAAAAAAUGCUUUUAAAUCAUACUUUAUGAAAAAAUAUGUUGAGAAAUCUAGAUUUUAGAGCAACUUAUUUAAUGUUUUAAAAGGAAAAAUGCUUAAAAUGGUCACACAUUUUGAAUGGAUUUCCAUACGUUACAAGGUGUCAAAUGUUGAGCGAUAAUAAAUAAUAUAAAAAUCUGUAACUUCACUUAAACUUGACCUAUGAGAAUGGUUUAGGUGUCAUUUUAAAGCUGAUUUUAUGCUCUUUCCAUUGACAUUAAUUGUAAGGGAAUUCAGUUAUGUUGAAAUUUUUUGUCACAUCCCUACAGAUAGAGAUCGAGGCCUAUUCAUCAAAUUUCACACACAAAGCGCACUAUUUAUUUUGGCUUCGACCUUAAUUGAAUCAAAUAAAAAUCAUGUGUAUUUCUGUAGUACAAAAUACUACAAAUGUUGAAUAUCAAUAUC
Lytechinus pictus (painted urchin) is the source of this 5950-nucleotide messenger RNA. RefSeq lists its product as uncharacterized. Gene Ontology annotation, molecular function: 3'-5'-RNA exonuclease activity. The coding region runs from base 2140 to 5106 and encodes 988 amino acids. Lineage: Eukaryota; Metazoa; Echinodermata; Echinoidea; Temnopleuroida; Toxopneustidae. The transcript is spliced from 2 exons. The record is from RefSeq and is a predicted model, not a curated record.